Branchiostoma floridae (Florida lancelet) is the source of this 1316-nucleotide messenger RNA. RefSeq lists its product as uncharacterized. The transcript has 7 exons. The record is from RefSeq and is a predicted model, not a curated record. NCBI's taxonomy places the organism in Eukaryota, Metazoa, Chordata, Leptocardii, Amphioxiformes, Branchiostomatidae. Bases 87 to 1268 code for a protein of 393 amino acids.
UUUGCUCUACUUCACAUAGGUGAUAACAAAACUUCAUUUAAGGCUGACAUAAACUGGCCUGUAGUUUGAAAAUCGUCCCGGGAAUCAUGUUCCGUGUAGCGUGUCUGUUGGCCCUGGCCUCCCUGGCGGUGGCGUACGACGCAGGUCUGCGCGGGUCUGUUUACUUCGCUAUCGAUGGCAUCAACCGCCGCAGCGGGCUGGACAACCAGCUGGUCUUGGAGGAGGUGCUGCGUUCUGGUGAAGAGAUCGUGUCUCGAGUGGAGACCCGACACAAGUUUGCUGUCCGCCUGGCCUACUCGGACUGCCGGAACGGUGCGGCUGAUGCUUUGGCAGCCUCUCAACGGUGCCCCGUGCCGGACCCGCACAGGAGUGUGGAGUGCACGGCUGCUGUGACUCAGGUUCUGUCGGACGCUGGUGUAAGCAGGCGACUUGUCGUUACCGAGUGUGGCGGAGCGCAGGCCCUGACUGAUGAGUCUCUUGGCCCUCUCACCGAUGCUGUCUCUGCCAGCGUGCCGGGGACGUACGAGGCCGGCACGCGCGGCUCCAUCUACUUCGUCAUCGACUCCAUCAACCAACGCAGCGGGCUGGACAACCAGUGGGUGCUGGAGGAGGUGCUGCGAUCAGGAGAACUGGUUGUGUCUAGGGAGGAGUCUCGCCACAGUUUCGCUAUCCGCCUGGCUUACUCCGACUGCCCCAACGGUGCAGCUGACGCCAUCAUGUCCGCCGAGCGCUGCACUGUGCAGGAUCCACACAGGAGUCAGGAUUGCAAGGGCACUGUGAUCCAGUACCUGUCGGACAGUGGUGUGCGCAGACGCAUUGCAGAGCUGGAAUGUGACGCGGUCCAAGCCGUGUCCAAGCGGGACGCCGUCAGGCCCGUCCUGUCCGACAGCCUGACGGCCGUUUCUUUCACGACGUACGAUGGCGGAAUGCGCGGGUCCAUCUACUUCGCCAUCGAUGCCAUCAACCGCGGCAGCGGGCACGACAACGUGUGGGUGCUGGAGGCGGUGAUGAAAUCAGGAGAGCAGGAGGUUUCCGAUGUGGAGUCUGUGCACAGGUUCGCCAUACGCAUCGCCUACUCCGACUGUCAAAAGGGAACCAUGGAUGCGCAGACGGCCACCAUUCGCUGCCCUGUACCGGAACCACACAGGAGCCAAGAUUGUACCGGGUCGGUCGUGCAGCAGACGUCGGACUCCGGGGCCGUGCGCAGGCGCGUGGAGAACGUCCAGUGCGGCGUGCCCACCCUGCAGACAUCGCUUAUCCAGGGCUGAGCAGACAGCCACAGACUUACCACGGAAUAAACACAUUGUCGGCUGAUA